Messenger RNA from Lacerta agilis (Sand lizard), 6655 nucleotides. It is a transcript of the gene SIPA1L2, whose product is annotated as signal induced proliferation associated 1 like 2. Bases 364 to 5577 code for a protein of 1737 amino acids. Gene Ontology annotation, cellular component: cytoplasm. The record is from RefSeq and is a predicted model, not a curated record. Lineage: Eukaryota; Metazoa; Chordata; Lepidosauria; Squamata; Lacertidae. Gene Ontology annotation, biological process: regulation of small GTPase mediated signal transduction; activation of GTPase activity. Gene Ontology annotation, molecular function: protein binding; GTPase activator activity. The transcript is spliced from 23 exons.
UCGGGGGAGAGACGCUCCGUCAGUCAGUCAGUCAGUCCGGCAGUUGGUUUCGAGGGAGAGAGGAAGGUAACCGGACGGAGCUCCUUCGCCUGGGAGCAGCCCGGCUUCGCUGCUGGGGUGUGGAAAGGAGGUAUGUGGAGUAAAAGUGAAUUGCUAUCAACUUGAUCUUGAUCCGAAGUUAUAAAAUGCAGACCCAGAAAUGAGUCCUACUGAACUACCUUCUGGAAUGGCAACCUGAAAGAUCUUUUGAUACACACAGACACUGUAACUCUUUCUUACCUCACUUCAUAAAUAAUGGAAAUGUCAGGCCAACAGCACUGCUCUUGAAGAUAAGGCUUUGCAUUCCCUUCCCGUUGCUUGGAUAUGAGUGAUCACGUAUCACAGGAAGAAAAACACAAAUCCAGCAGAACUUCCUUAAAGUUUAAGGAAUCAGCAAGAAUUAUGCAGUCUGAUGACUAUUUUGCAAGAAAAUUUAAGGCUCUAAAUGGUAAUAUGGGCCCCCCUUCUUCUCUAAGUGCAACCAACAAAGGUGAAAGCAGCAACCCAGCCAAUGGUGCCCCAGCUAUGCCUAAAAUGGGUGUCCGAGCCAGAGUAUCUGAAUGGCCUCCUAAGAAAGAUUGUACCAAGGAAUUAAGCAAAGCUACAUGGGAAAGUAGACCUCAAGUUAGUUAUGACGGUGCUGGGUCAGCAAAUGGUGACCAGAAUGAGGGGCAGCAAAAAGAACCCCUUGAUAUAGAAUUUGCAGAGGCAAAGUAUGCAUUAGGAGACAUUUUUCUCCAUUCACCACACAGAGGGCUUCACCCUAUAAGACAAAGAAGCAACAGUGAUGUUACAAUCAGUGACAUUGACACAGAGGAUGUACUAGACCAGAAUGCUGUUAAUCCAAAUACAGGAGCAUCUCUCCAUAGGGAAUAUGGAAGCACUUCAUCAAUUGACAGACAAGGUUUGUCUGGUGAGAAUUUUUUUGCAAUGCUUCGAGGCUACAGGGUGGAAAACUUUGAGCAUAAAACACACAUGCCGUUUGGAUUUCCUGAAUUUUUUCACUGUGAUCCGACGAUUUCUCCAAGUCUCCAUGCUGCAGCACAGAUUUCCAGAGGAGAAUUUGUAAGAAUUUCUGGACUUGACUACAUGGAUAGUGCCCUGCUAAUUGGUAGAGACCGGGACAAAUCUUUCAAAUGGAGAUUGAAGUCAGAAUCUGUAGAAACAUCACUCUUUAGAAAAUUACGGACUGCUAAAAGUGAACAUGAAACUCUUAAAUUCUCAUCUGAACUAGAAGAAAGUAGACUUGAUAAAAAUAUUCAUCCUUGGAAUUGUCAGAAAUGUUUUGCACAUUAUGAUGUCCAGAGCAUUCUGUUUAACAUUAAUGAAGCAAUGGUUACCAGAAUUAAUGUGGGGAAAAGAAAAAAUAUAACCACUGGGGCAUCUGCUGCAUCACAAACUUCAACAGUAGCCGGACAGCUUGGAAGCUGUGAAUCUCCUAUGGGGAGUAAAGAGGAUCUCAAUUCAAAAGAGAACUUAGAUGCUGAUGAAGGUGAUGGGAAAAGUAAUGACCUAGUACUGAACUGUCCUUAUUUCAGGAAUGAAACUGGUGGGGAAGGUGAUAGGCGGAUUGCGCUCUCUAGGGCAAACUCAGCCUCUUUUUGUGCAGGAGAUAGUUGUUCUUUUGAGUCUUCGCUAAGUUCACAUUGCACGAAUGCCGGUGUUUCGGUGCUGGAAGUACCCAGGGAGAAUCAACCAAUCCACAGGGAGAAAGUGAAACGUUACAUCAUCGAGCACAUUGAUCUUGGUGCAUAUUACUAUAGAAAGUUUUUCUAUGGAAAAGAGCAUCAAAACUACUUUGGAACAGAUGAAAAUUUAGGACCAGUAGCAGUCAGCAUCAGAAGGGAGAAGUUUGAAGAUGCAAAAGAGAAAGAAGGUUCACAGUUCAACUACCGUGUAGUGUUCAGAACAAGUGAGCUUACCACGUUGAGGGGGGCCAUUUUAGAAGAUGCUAUUCCAUCUACUGCUAGACAUGGCACAGCACGAGGUUUACCUCUUAAAGAAGUAUUGGAAUAUGUAAUACCAGAACUGAGCAUUCAGUGCCUACGGCAAGCUUCUAACUCACCCAAAGUUUCUGAACAGCUGCUUAAACUUGACGAACAAGGGCUGAGUUUUCAGCACAAGAUUGGGAUCCUGUAUUGCAAAGCUGGCCAAAGCACUGAGGAGGAGAUGUAUAACAAUGAGACCGCAGGACCAGCUUUUGAUGAAUUCCUUGAUCUCCUGGGUCAGAGAGUAUGGCUGAAAGGUUUCACUAAAUACAGAGCUCAGCUAGAUAAUAAAACUGAUUCAACUGGAACACAUUCCCUUUAUACUACCUACAAAGAUUAUGAAAUAAUGUUUCAUGUGUCAACUAUGCUUCCAUAUAUGCCCAGUAACAGGCAACAGGAAAUAACUACGCCCUGCUUGGUCACUGAUCAGGACAUCCCUCUAGUUUUAGAGCGAGCAGGAGAUCCAAACACAAAGCUUUUAAGGAAAAGGCACAUAGGAAAUGACAUUGUUACCAUUGUCUUCCAAGAGCCUGGAGCGCUUCCCUUUACUCCAAAAAAUAUCCGUUCUCAUUUUCAACACGUUUUUGUCAUUGUUAAAGUCCACAAUCCUUGCACUGAAAAUGUGUGCUAUAGUGUUGGAGUUUCAAGGUCAAAAGAUGUACCACCUUUCGGGCCACCAAUACCUAAAGGAGUGACUUUCCCUAAAUCAGCAGUUUUCCGGGACUUCCUUUUGGCCAAAGUUAUUAAUGCAGAAAAUGCAGCACACAAGUCAGAAAAAUUUCGAGCCAUGGCCACUAGAACACGGCAAGAGUACUUGAAAGAUCUUGCAGAAAACUUUGUUACUACCACUACAGUAGACACGUCAGUCAAGUUUAGUUUUAUUACACUGGGAGCAAAGAAAAAAGAGCGAGUGAAACCAAGGAAGGAUGCCCACUUAUUCAGCAUUGGAGCAGUGAUAUGGAAUGUGAUAGCACGAGACUUUGGUCAGUCCCUUGACAUUGAAUGUCUUCUUGGUAUCUCAAAUGAGUUCAUCGUGUUGAUCGAAAAGGAAUCAAAGAAUGUUGUUUUCAACUGCUCCUGCAGAGAUGUUAUUGGAUGGACAUCUGGAUUAAUGAGUGUUAAAGUUUUUUAUGAAAGAGGAGAAUGUGUUCUUCUCUCAGCACUUGAUAACUGUGCUGAUGACAUCAGAGAAAUGGUUCAAAGGCUGGAAAUAGUAACUAGAGGAUGUGAAACAACAGAAAUGACCUUAAGGAGAAAUGGCUUGGGACAGCUUGGAUUCCAUGUUAACUUUGAAGGGAUUGUAGCAGAUGUGGAGCCAUUUGGUUUUGCCUGGAAAGCUGGCCUACGUCAAGGCAGUCGCCUCGUGGAGAUCUGUAAAGUAGCUGUAGCAACCCUGACUCAUGAACAAAUGAUUGACCUGCUGCGCACCUCUGUGACUGUAAAGGUGGUGAUUAUCCAGCCACAUGAAGAUGGAUCACCUAGACGGGGUUGCUCAGAACUGUGUCGAAUUCCCAUGGUGGAGUACAAACUUGACAGUGAAGGCACCCCAUGUGAGUAUAAAACCCCUUUCAGGAGGAAUACUACUUGGCAUCGGGUGCCAGCUCCUGCAGGGCAGCCUCUUUCUCGUGCCUCUCCAAUCCUAGGAACAUCUGAUAGAUUGCAGUGCCAGCAGCUUCUCCAGCAGGCGCAAGCAGCCAUUCCUCGCAGUACUUCAUUUGACAGAAAGCUGCCAGAUGGUGCAAGAAGUUCACCGAGCAACCAAUCAUCCUCCAGUGACCCAGGACCAAGUGGGAGUAGUCAGUGGAGACACCAAGUGGGAUAUGAUGGGUGCCAGUCCCCUUUACUUCAUGAUCACCAAGGUUCAGGUCCACUGGAGAGUGAAGGAGGCAGAGAACAUGAAGAAUCUUUGGAAGCGACCAGGCAUCCUAAUGAAACCAAGUGGCAUGCACCAUCAACCAAAGUCUUGAGUUCCUAUAAAGACCGCGCUUUACAGAAAGAGAACAGUGGCAAGGAUUCACCAAACAAAUUUUCUCAUAUUGGAGACAAAAACUGUUCCAGCCAUUCCAGCAGUAAUACCCUGUCAAGUAACACAUCCAGCAACAGUGAUGAUAAGCACUUUGGCUCUGAAGACCUAAUGGACACUGACAUGCUUGGAUUAACGUACAUUAAAGGGGCUUCUACUGACAGUGGGAUUGAUACAGCUCCUUGUAUGCCUGCUCCAAUUUUGGCUCCUCUGCACCUGGCUGGAAGCCGGUCAGGGAUACAUAGCCGGACUGAUCAGUGGGCUGAAUCAUCUGAAACUCCUGGACCAGAUGAUGAGACUAAAAUUUAUGCUGUUCACAGCUAUGCUUCUGCCAUUUCUAGCAGUCAUACAGGUGAUGGUAGCAUGGGAGACCUCAGUGAAAUAUCUUCACAUUCCAGUGGGUCACAUCAUUCAGGAAGUCCUUCAACACAUGGCCCUAAAAGCAGUGGAUCUUUAGAUACGUCCAAAGUGUACAUAGUGUCACAAAAUUGCAGUCAACAGACCUCUGGCUCCAUAGCAAAAUGCUACCCUCGACAAGGAGCUAUAAGCAAAUAUGUCAUUGGCUGGAAAAAGUCAGAAGGUAGCCCUACACCUGAGGAGUCUGAAGCUUCGGAAUCCCAAGAAAUGUAUAGUGAUGUUGAGGGCCUAUCGUCAAGUCAGCUUCAGGCCUCUAUAAGGAAUACAGUUUCUGAAAGUCAGCGAGUCUUAUCAAAAGAAGAGUUUCUGAAGUUGAUGAUGCCAGACAACAUCUCUGUGGAGGAAGGCAGAAGAAAGUUUUCAUUUUACGGGAACCUAUCUCCAAGGAGGACGCUAUACCGCACUCUUUCUGAUGAGAGCAUAUGUAGCAAUCGGAGAGGAUCUUCAUAUGCUAGCUCACGGAGCUCAAUGCUAGACCAAGCUUUGCCAAAUGAUAUUUUGUUCAGUACUACACCACCAUAUCACAGCACCUUACCUCCUAGAACAAGCUUAACCACUGGUACUGGACACCUACGACAUGAGUUUUGGUUCUCAGACGGGUCUUUAUCUGACAAAUCAAGAUUCAAUGAUCCUGGGUUGAUGCCCCUUCCAGAUACAGCAACAGGAUUAGACUGGUGUCACCUUGUAGAUGCUGCACAAGCAUUUGAAGAUUUUGACUCUGACGAAGAACUUGGGCCAGUCUGUCAUCACACUCCGUUUCUAGAUCAAAGGGUUGCAUCUUUUUGCACCUUGAAUGACAUGCAGCAUGUGCAAAGCUUGGAGAGUAAUCAAGCCUUGGGCGCAAGUCCAACAAAUGGAAAGGACUUCAUUGACACUACAGGGGAGGAUAGCCCUACCACAUUGACUGGAAAAGUAAACCAGCUGGAAGUGAUCCUCCGACAGUUGCAAACUGAUCUUCGGAAGGAAAAACAAGACAAAGCUGUUCUCCAAGCUGAAGUCCAACAUUUGAGACAAGAUAACAUGAGACUUCAGGAAGAAUCUCAAACAGCAGCUGCUCAGCUAAGAAAAUUUACAGAAUGGUUUUUCAAUACAAUAGACAAGAAAUCCUAAUAUCAAAGUCCUUGUAAAAGCACAGUUGAAGCCACAUAACACCAGUAACUUUUGAAGUAGCAUAAUAUAAUUUCACUGUGUCCACAAUCCAUUUUACAUUUUCUGCUGUAAUCUCUGCCCAGCCCCAGGCUACUGACAGUAAGAAAUUAUCUUCAUAUUCAUCUGAAGAAAACAGAGAAUGAAUAGCAGACAUUUGUUUUUGUGAAGAUGAAUGUACAGUUCCUGGUGUCAUUUUAGACAUUUUAGAGUAUACUUCUGACUUGGGAUUGCCUGAAGAAGAAUAAAUUGGGGUUUAUCUUCGGUGCUUCAGCUGCUCCAGUGAAGAUGUAAAGCAAUUUAUGGUAGCUUGGGUUUCAGUAUUGUAAGAUAAAUAAUAAUAAUAAACUAGACAUAUACUUUCAUGUUUAAAGGUGCUCUAUUUUUUUGUAUGUACAGUAGAUAUUUCCACAGUCACAUUGUCAUAGCAAUAAGAAUGGAAGUAGAAUUGAAUAGUCACAAAACUGUGUUUAUAAAAAUUAGCACUGAGGUGUUUAACACUAGUUUGGAUGCAGAUAUAUUAGGGAUUAUUUAUUUGCAGAAAAAAUGGUGCCUGAAUUUAAGCAGUGUUCUGAUUUUUCUAAAAAAUAAUAAUACACAUGCCUUGUAAAUGGCUCACUUGAAUCAGUUCACUCCAAUGUCAGUUCCUUUUGUAUAGUUCAUGUUCAGCUAAGAUUGUUCUAGAGAAACUAACUAUUGAAACCAUAUGUGGUGCAAGCCAGCCAAUCAUUUGUAUAAUGCCAGAUUUGUUUAUCUUUGUACAGAAGCUUUGAGCGAGUGACUUCUAUUUAACACCUUUAUUUAAGCUUAUUUAACCUGUUAAUUUUAUAAAGCUUUUGUUUUAUCUGCACUAUGGUGAGGACAGUUGAUUGCAAGCUACAAUGUGUGUUUAGCUUGCCAAAAUGGCACUGCAGAGUUCUAGAAAAUUCUACUAUUGGAUGCUGCUAAUACACAAUUUGUGUAAGUAUACUUUAACAUUUUUAACUGUUUCAUUUGAAAUGAACAUACAUUUUGCUUUUUUAAUAAAUGUUAAAAAUGUGAA